UAUCGAUUCCAAGAUCUACGAAAAUAAAAAUCGAUAAUCGAUUAGGUUUAUUUAGACACUACUUCGUCCUUAGCUGUCAGAAAUAGAAUUUGUCGUACCUACCUAUAAAUCUGUAAAUUUGUUGGUUAAUUCUUGGUCUUGAGGUUAUGAUGUACACUAUACACUGAUUAAAAUUGUGAAAUAAGAGUCUACUUUAAUAUCUUUAAAUAAAAUUAAUUUUUGAGGUAGUAGGUAAAGUGUACUUGAAAAUAUAGCAUUGUUAAUACCUAAAUAGUGCUAUGUUAUCUUACGAGAACAAGGUUAUCUUAGCACCUAUGGUUCGUAUUGGUACAUUACCCAUGCGACUAUUAGCUCUUCGUUACGGUGCAGAUAUUGUGUUUUCUGAAGAAUUAAUAGACUGGAAAUUUCUACGUUCUAAACGCAGGUAUAAUGAAAUUCUGAAGACAGUAGACUUUGUGGAUCAAACUGAUGGAACUAUAGUUUUUAGAACUUGCUCAGAAGAAAAAGAAAAGGUAGUCCUGCAGCUGGGUACUUGUAAUGCAGAGCGAGCUUUAAAAGUAGCCAAACUCCUGGAAAAUGAUGUUGCUGGAAUUGAUAUCAAUAUGGGAUGUCCUAAAGAAUUUUCUAUAAAAGGUGGUAUGGGUGUAGCUCUUAUGAAGGACUCUGAUAAAGCUUGCUAUAUAUUGAAAACUUUAGUCAGUAAUCUUACAAUACCAGUAACUUGUAAAAUUAGAAUAUUUGAAACACCCGAAAAAACUUUAGAAAUAGUUAAAAAGUUGGUGAACACAGGAAUAAGUGCAAUUGCUAUCCACGGUAGGACAAAGGAUGAAAGACCCCAACAUGCUGUACAUACUGAUAUUAUACAAUAUGUGGCAGAAAGCAUAUCAAUCCCAGUCAUAGCUAACGGAGGUUCUAAAGAAAUAGAAAAAUAUGCUGAUAUAUUUAAGUUCAAAGAUAUGACUGGGUGUAGCAGUGUAAUGCUUGCAAGGGCUGCUGAAUGGAACUGUUCAAUAUUCAGAAAAGAUGGCAUGCUACCUAUUGAUACAGUAAUAAAGGAAUAUCUUAAACUUGCAGUUGAUUAUGAUAAUUCACCAUCAAACUCAAAGUAUUGUAUCCAAAACAUUUUGCGAGAAUUACAAGAAACACCAAGAGGACGAAGAUUUCUUGAAUGUCAAACAUUAGAACAGAUAUGUGCUAUAUGGGAUUUGGAGUGGUAUUGCCAAGAAAAACAAAGUGAAUAUCACAAAAAGGGUAUUCAAGGAAGGUGGCAAGUAUGCCCUGAUGAGUUAGAGCCACCAAACAAAAGGUUUAAAGUUGCAGAAUUAAAUUUAGAGGGGGUAAUUAAAAUGAAGGUGUGCUUUAUUAGGGCAAGUUUUACUGAUACAAAUUUACCAAAAAGCCAAUUACAUGCAUGGGCUGGAAAGAAUGGUUUUAAACUCCCAACUUAUCAUACACAUCAAGUGGAAAAGUUAUUUUGUUCAGUACUCACAUUCAAUGACCAAAAAUACACUUCAACCUUUUGGGAGAAAAAUAAAAAAUUUGCAGAGCAAGGAGCAGCGUUAGUUGCAUUGUUUCAUUUAGGAGUGAUAAGUGAAGAAAAUUUAAUUAAAUAUGGAAGCAUAAUAAAAUGAAAAACCAAUAUUUUAUAGUUUAUUUUAGUGAGUAAAAACAAAUUAUAAGAUUAAAUAUUUUUAGAAGUUUGUCAAAAAUUAUAACAGGAGCACUUUCACACUGUUGUUGACAUUUUCAUUGCAGGCUACUGCCAUAGCUGGGAAUUGUGUGUGGGCCAAACAAUAUAUUAUAAUGUUCUAAAACUGUUAUCAGUCAUCAAAAAGUACCGUAAGUUAGCACUCACAAAUUGAGACAAGUUUUAAUUACUUUUAACUCCCAGUCUUGAUCAUCUUUAUAAGGUGG
Messenger RNA from Pararge aegeria (speckled wood butterfly), 1914 nucleotides. RefSeq names its product tRNA-dihydrouridine(20) synthase [NAD(P)+]-like (gene Dus2). The transcript is spliced from 6 exons. Gene Ontology annotation, biological process: tRNA dihydrouridine synthesis. Bases 279 to 1631 code for a protein of 450 amino acids. Gene Ontology annotation, cellular component: cytoplasm. NCBI's taxonomy places the organism in Eukaryota, Metazoa, Arthropoda, Insecta, Lepidoptera, Nymphalidae. Gene Ontology annotation, molecular function: tRNA dihydrouridine synthase activity; tRNA binding. The record is from RefSeq and is a predicted model, not a curated record.